GGGACUGUAGAAGCAUGCUGUCAGUCCACGAGCUGCCGAGUCUAAGGCUGCUGAAGACGCAACCUGUCCCGUGCCUUUUUUGUUCAGUGACAGCUGUGAACCAGUGACUUGAGAGGCUCUUUCUUUGUUUUUAUACGCGACCCUCAGCUUAAAUAUCCAAUUAUUAUUAUUUUUUCCGCAUUUUGUCUGUGCUUUGACUUUUGGUUGUCUUCCGAGACACCCCAGCUGGAAUAAUUUUUUGUCGGCGUUUUCAAAGUGCUUUUUGAGUGGCGUCAGUCAGUGUCUGCAGUGUUUUUGUGCCUAUCGUCGCAGGAGGGUUAUACUCGCAGUGAAGAAGCUUCCAACUUCCGCUCUGCAACUGCAGCGAGCGGCCCUCCUCACAAUCGGCGCUCCUCAGAGCAUGACGAUUUCGCUCUAAGGCGGCCACUUUUCACAUGCAAUGGGCAACCAACACAGCCACAAACACGGUCUGUCGCACAGUCCGAGCGGACGCGUGCCAGUGGAUGCAGUGCGGACCCUGGGACCGUAUGGUCCGCAGCUGGACAGUUGGUCUCAAUCCUCGGGCAGAAAGUCGCACACGGCACCAUCCAGAGGCGGCCCAGGACGCUCGAGCUUCAAGACCUCCGAAAUUAGAGCUUCGUUCCGUGGUAAAGGUAGCCAGGCAGCGACCCCGACCGAAGAGCCUGUCUGUAAAAUCGUACCCUCUCCAAGUAACAACCUCGCGUUGCUUGCCAAGAAAGAGUUAAAGUCCAAGAUCGUUGCUUCGGCCAGCGACAACUCUAUCUGCAACAAAAGCAACGGCUUCAAACCAGAGGUGAACAUCCAGAACUUCUUUGGCAAGCAGCAAAAAGUCAGCAAAGACAAAGUGCCUACAGUGAAAAUCACCUCAGCGGAAAGGGAGAGGAAAAUAUCUACCGGCGGCGACUGUGAGAAACUGAAAAUUGAGGAUGCUGCUCCGCUGACGCCGGUCGACAGUCAUUCGCGAGAUCUUGAGGGCACCGCCCCGUCGGUGACCACCGAGGUGCCCAGUCCCCAAGAAGAGGCUUCCACCCCGACUAGCAGCGGCAGCACAGAAACUGCCAGCUCUGACAAACCGUCGACCAGCUCCUCGCCGACCACUUCGAACAAACCGAGUCUAGACGAUUCGACUGUGACAGCCUCUGACGCAGGGCAGCUGCCGUCGUCAGCCGCCUCCAGUCCAGACAAACAGCCACCACCGCCCUCACCAAAUACGUAUCCUCUGGCGUUUACAAUCGACUUCAGUGAAGGCAAGAAACUGGACAUCGGAGACAGCAUCAGCAAAUUUGCACCAAAGCACAUAAGAAAUUUGUCUUUGUCACGUCAGGAAGAAGCAAAGGCCCUAAAACAAGAGAGGGAAGACAAAGUGGAAAUGGAGCCGAAGAGUAAACCUGUGCUCUGUGCUGUGUCACCAACAGCGCAACCAGCCGCAGUUCCGCUGCUCAGAAGGGCCGGUUACCAUUCUGAGGGAUAUUUCUCCAGCGACCAGGAAGAAGACCUUAGCAUCAAGAGCGAUCUCACUGCUGUGAAAAAGAACCAAGAUAAAAUUUUGAAGCCUUCAACCUUGACCCAAGACAAGAAGUCUAAGCCUGUCAGCUCAUUGGCCAUUGAGAGCAACUCACCUACGAACAGGAGAUUGCUGGCUCCUGGAGACCGAAGAACUUUCUCUCUGGAAGAGAGUGCUUCGCAACACUUUGCAAGAAUCCUGGCAGAAAAAACUGCCUCCCCUCCCAAGAGCCCUGAAAAGGAAGCUCCGGAUUCUCCUUCAGACAAUGUCAGUGAAACUGGAACGUACACCAUUGACAAAGAGAGUCCCUCGCCAGAAGAAGAGAAGGCAAGAAGCGACAUAGAUGCUGUGUUUGGCGUCGGGGAAGAGGACGAAAGGGCUGAAGGAAACCUCAACCGUACUUUCACCCGCAACAAGGAUAUGAAAAACGGGCACGACGAACAAUCUGUUCUGUCUUCAAGUUACCGGGCUGGUCCCAAUUGGAUCAAAGAAUGGGCUGCACAAGUUGCCGAGCAGCACAACAGCCAGCCACUCUCCCCACCAACUGAGCCAGCAUUAGCGUCCAUAAAAGCUAAAGGCCGUGCUACGUCCCCGCCAAGGGGCGCGAAGCCAUCUCCAAGAGCUAGUCCUGCACCUCCGUGCCGAAACUGGUCCCCAGCCACAGCGGAGGCGUCAUCAGUUGUGAAGGGCCGAUACAAGUUACCAAGUCUGUCCUCCCCUGUGGCCAGUGAUUUUUCCGAUCCUUCCGAUAGUCCAGUUCACAAGAGAAACGUUGACCGUGUUGAAAGAGCAGCAGACAACGAGACUGAGUCUUUCCUGCGCACCACAGAAUCGGUGAUGACGGCCAUGCAAGCCAGAAUGACCUCUCAGUCAAAUGAGAACGCAGACUCCGAGGAGGAGGCAGGUCUCUCUGCUGGAGCUGUCACCGCCAAGUCCCUCACUGCGCAGCUCAGGGCCAAACUGAAAGCCCUGGAGCAGAAGUCUGUCAGGUCAAAGCACCACGCAGCAAUAGCCGCCGCCGCAGCAUCCACAGUAGUCGUGACUGCUUCUUCCCCUCCACCGAUCGCACCUGCACCAACUUCACUCGCUCUCAAGAGAGUUUCUGGACCUAAAAGCAAGGAUGAGAGGCAGUCGGACAGCAGCAGUGAUGCUGGAGAUCACAAGCCAAGGUCGAGAGAGCGCUCUGACUCCGUGGGACCACAUACAAGGUACAACAGGGCAUUCAGCUUAAGAAGAGCUAGAUUAGAAGCAGAAGAAGCAAAGACAAAGGCGCCGCCACCAAAAUCAGCACAUGUUAAACCUUUACCCCAAGCCACAGUGCCCAAGCUGAAAAAGGAGCCCCCAAAGACUGUUAGCAAGCCACCAUUGAGCAGCAGCAACUUCCAGAGAACAGAUGGUGGCAGAUAUAGUUUGCGAGCAGGAAAAGUCAAUGCACAGAUACCUUCAGCGGCUACAUCCAAAAGCAAACCUCCUGCUGCCGCGCCUAAAAAGGAUUCAGCAAAGAAGACCAACUCUGCCAGUGGCAACAGAAGCAGUUCAAACCUGUGCUCCAAGGAAAUGGAGUUCCAGAACUGGAAAAGGAGGAAAAACUAUGAUCCUAUGAAAGCAGCCGCUGAGGGCAAGAAAAAGGCCGCAGCUGCAAAGAAUCCAGCAAGUCAGGGGACGGAUGUGAUGACGCAGUCUGCGAUUGUCAUUACCCAGUCAUCGCCCACUUCAAGUCCGGUGAAUUCAAUCCUCAGGUCUGCGUCGUUCCACGGAACUGGCGCGAUGGCCUCUAUGACUUCUUCUCGUGGAUCAAACGCCACUUCUGAAGAUGAAGCCACUCUCUCCGCUGACGAAGACCUGGCAGAAAAAAGCAACAGUUCCAUUUCGCCCCGCCACAUGAGGGUACUCACAUCUUCUCCGAUGAGGGCUGUUUCUCAGCCACCAGAUCACCUGAGUCCCAGAAAGAAGUCACUGGAUGAAACUCUGGAAGGAGGCAGUUCAAGGGGAUUUGUUAGAAACACAACUCCCACUUCUUCAGUGAGAAGCAGAGGAAAGUUUGAGGCUUUGGAUAACCUGGUCAUUGCUGCUAUUCACGGUUUCUCCAACAAGAUUAAAGGGAGCUCUCACAAUGUGCUAGGAAAAUUGAGGGUUCUCUUCCAAGAAGACCAGGACAAGGUUUUGAUGUUGGAGGAUGCUCUCAACUUGCUAGAGGAAUCAGAGCCAACAACCUCCUCCCCGAACAAAAGUCCUUCCAAGGAACUGUCUGGCACCCUAAGAAACCUUAAGAAGCUCGAGCAUGUGUUCAAUGUUUUAGAUGAAGUGUUAUUUGGCGAUGAGGAGCUGGAGCUGCGAGAUGAAGAUGAUUUGAGCGAGCUAGACGAGGCCGAGUAGAGUGCAGUUGCAAGUGAUACUGACUGAUUUAUUGUGAUUCAACAAGUGACGUGCUGCUUAGCAUUUCAAUUGUGAUUAUUUUGUCUUUUGUAUUCUCCUAACACCUACCAUGUUGGUUGUCUUUUUAACGUAUAGAAAACUCGUACUAUUUAUGCAAUGUAGAAUUUGUUCAAAACUGAUUUUUUAUUACAAAGCAACGGCUACUUGACGCCGCGUAAUUUAAAGUAUAAUUAUGGAAAGCCUCCAUCCCUGUGUAAAUUGGUGCUAAUCCAAGUAAAGGUCAGUCCACAGACCUGUAAAUUAUCCUCACACCUAUUAAAAAAGCAUUUACAUGAACACAA
This is a messenger RNA of Cloeon dipterum, 4242 nucleotides long. Its product is annotated as centrosomal protein of 170 kDa-like. The record is from RefSeq and is a predicted model, not a curated record. The transcript is spliced from 15 exons. Gene Ontology annotation, molecular function: protein binding. Bases 440 to 3901 code for a protein of 1153 amino acids. NCBI's taxonomy places the organism in Eukaryota, Metazoa, Arthropoda, Insecta, Ephemeroptera, Baetidae.